AUGAUUAGGGAUGCAAACAUCAUAAAGUAUCAUGACGCAUUGGUCAAAGUGAUGAUGUUCCAUGGUACUGGUGGAGUAAAGUACUGCAAGUGGGGAGUCGGUCUUUGUCUGGAAAGCAUUGUUGGUACCUCGAUGGUCCAAGUCAUGGCAGAGGCAAGCUACCAGGAGCCCGAGGAUUUCCAAGUCGCUCAUAAACCUACAAAUGAUGCAAAUGAUAAAAAAAUGUUCUGCUUGUUGGAACUUGGUGUUAGUCAAGCAACGGUAUCUCGGACUGUGGAUAGAGUUGUGAACAGCAUAGUUGCACAGUCGAACGAAUGGAUCAAGUUUCCAACUACCAACCAUGAACUGAUGGAGGCCAAGCGGAUAUGGCAAAGCAUGUAUAAAUUUCCGACAGCAAUUGGUGUAAUUGAUUGUACACAUAUAGGAAUCCUGAAACCAAAUCGCCAUAGAGAUGAGCAUAUCAACCGCAAGCCUCUUGUGAUGCCAGAGAGAUGUUCACAAAUACUGAUGUCAGUUGGCCUGGAUCAGUGCAUGAUUCCAGAAUAUGAAGAAAUUAGCAGACUAGAUCACAACCAAUAAAUAAAGCAAAUGUUGUCCUACUUGGCGAUGACGGUUAUGGUAUUGAGCCAUGCCUCAUGACUCCC
Molecule: messenger RNA, 644 nt
Organism: Acanthoscelides obtectus
Lineage: Eukaryota; Metazoa; Arthropoda; Insecta; Coleoptera; Chrysomelidae
Source: the annotation of a GenBank genome assembly